Messenger RNA from Komagataella phaffii GS115, 1194 nucleotides. RefSeq names its product Ribose methyltransferase. The record is from RefSeq and is a predicted model, not a curated record. Bases 1 to 1194 code for a protein of 397 amino acids. Gene Ontology annotation, cellular component: mitochondrion. NCBI's taxonomy places the organism in Eukaryota, Fungi, Ascomycota, Pichiomycetes, Pichiales, Pichiaceae. Gene Ontology annotation, biological process: rRNA methylation. Gene Ontology annotation, molecular function: RNA binding; RNA methyltransferase activity. The transcript has a single exon.
AUGAAUCGAUUAGAGAUACUCCGGCUAAAUGGAGUUAGACGGUUCAGUUGGAGUGCAUCCACGCUGAUACGAGCACCUUUCAAGAAUUUUGAUAAUGAAAGGAUAGUUUCGGGUGGAAAAUCCAUCAGUUUCAACAGAAACAUGCCGAAUAAUACCAGGAUGAAGGCAUGGGAAAAAGAUGGCGAAGACAAGGACACUUGGUUUAAGAGGAAGUACGCUCAUGUGCACGCCAAACAGAAGCAAGUAAGACUAGACAAAGAGGCUGCAAGGACCCAAAAAUUUCCAUCAAGAAAUUCUGAUUUGAGUCCAGAUUCCAAGCAAAUAAGGAGGAAUAGACCCCCAAAGGAGAACCCAUUAGAAGAACGGAUAUUUGGGGCCCAGGCAGUAUUGGCAGCACUGAAGGCCAACAAUAGAGAAUUCUUGAGCACUUUAUAUGUUCAUAACCCAAAGGAGAAACACGAAGAAAUAACUGAACUCUGUAAAGAGAGGGGAGUGGACAUCAAGCUUGUGGACAGUAAAAACGACCUGAAUCUGCUGUGCAACAAUAACGUCCACAACGGGUAUGUUUUAAAGGCAGCUAAAUUUCAAACUAGGGAGCUCGCAGCUUUAUCUACGGUUACCUCUAAAGGUGUGUUCAGCUUGACUUUACAGGAUUAUGGUGUAAGAUCUGAAGAACAGUUCGAGGUUCAAAGGCUGAAUGGCUCAUUUCCCUUGGGAGUUUACAUUGACGGAGUUUCAGAUCCUCAUAAUUUAGGUGCAAUUAUUCGGUCUUCAUAUUACCUGGGCGCUGAUUUUGUUGCCAUUGCAGAGAAGAACUGUGCACCUUUGAAUUCAGUGGCCUCUAAAUCCUCCGCGGGAUGUAUGGAAUUCUUACCUAUUUUCAACGUGGUGAAACCUUUACAAUUUCUAGAGGCAGCAAACGAGAACGGUUGGGCUACCGUAUCCGCUGUUAGUUCUGUCCCUAAGAAGAAUGCCAACAGAGAGUUAUUGUCAGAGGAAUUGUCCUCCACUCUGUCAGAACAGCCGUGCUUAUUGAUAGUCGGUUCAGAAGGUGACGGUAUUAGAAAGUCACUGCUGGACAGAAGUUCGCAUUUAGUUUCUUUGAAAAGUCAGCGAAAGAAUUUAGAUUCUUCUGUGGAUAGUUUGAAUGUCAGCGUAGCCACAGCUGUUCUACUCAGAGAUUUUACUAUGUGA